Messenger RNA from Arachis ipaensis, 633 nucleotides. The record is from RefSeq and is a predicted model, not a curated record. NCBI's taxonomy places the organism in Eukaryota, Viridiplantae, Streptophyta, Magnoliopsida, Fabales, Fabaceae.
AUGACUUUUGGGUUAACAAAUACUCAUGCAGUGUUUGUGGAUUAUAUGAACAGAAUCUUCUGCCCGUUUUUGGAUAAGUUCGUUGUCGUCUUUAUUAAUGAUAUACUAAUUUAUUCUAAGACUGAAGAAGAACUUGUGAAACACCUGAGGAUCGUGUUGCAGAUACUAAAGGAAAGGAAACUCUAUGAGAAACUGUCCAAAUGUGAAUUCUGGAAGGACGAAGUGAAGUUUCUUGGCCAUGUAGUGAGUAAGCAAGGCAUAGCAGUAGAUCCUUCUAAGGUGGAAGCAGUGAUGGAGUGGGGGCGACCGGCCUCGGUAACUGAGAUAAGAAGUUUUCUGGGCUUAGCUGGCUACUAUCGAAGAUUCAUCAAAGGCUUUUCACAAAUAGCUUUGCCAUUGACAAGGUUAACCCCCAAGGACGCGUCAUUUGUUUGGACUUCUGAGUGUGAAGAGAUCUUUCAAGCAUUGAAGCAAAACUUGACCACUACGCCUGUGUUGGUGUUGCCUGAACCGAAUGAACCAUUUGAGGUGUAUUGUGAUGCCUCACUAAAGGGUAUGGGGUGCGUGCUGAUGCAGCACCGGAAUGUGGUGGCAUAUGCCUCACGACAAUUGAGGCCUCACGAAGUCAAUUAA